Anthonomus grandis grandis is the source of this 2386-nucleotide messenger RNA. RefSeq names its product nuclear pore complex protein Nup88 (gene mbo). The record is from RefSeq and is a predicted model, not a curated record. Lineage: Eukaryota; Metazoa; Arthropoda; Insecta; Coleoptera; Curculionidae. Gene Ontology annotation, molecular function: structural constituent of nuclear pore. The transcript has 13 exons. Gene Ontology annotation, biological process: ribosomal small subunit export from nucleus; mRNA export from nucleus; ribosomal large subunit export from nucleus. Gene Ontology annotation, cellular component: nuclear pore. The coding region runs from base 94 to 2316 and encodes 740 amino acids.
ACUGUGCUGUUUGUUUACAAAACAUUGUUCGUUUAUAAGAUUUUUUACAAAAAAAUACAAAUUCGUACGUAUUAAUAAAAUUCCUUCAUAAAAAUGAGUUCCACGGAUUACCUUCGACUAGCCGAACAUAAAAUAUUCAAGGAAGCGUGCGAAAUUCUCCCGAAAUCCGUCAAUAAACCGCUGAACUUGAUCGCUGUGCGGGACUCGGUUUUAUUUACGUGGGACUUCGCUAAUAAUUGUGUUUUGUCGUUAAAUGUUAAGGCGGCCAGAAGUAAACAGGGGGAUAAUGUAAUUCAUCAGAAAUUACUUCCUCUACGCCCGCCACUAUUUACACCGGAAUUUUUGGUGAUCAAUGAAUCCGGAACCCUGUUGGCCGUAGCUGGAUCCAAUGGCGUUUUGGUUCUUCAGAUACCUCCCAGAUGUCCUCCUUAUGGAGCUUUUGAUAACAAUAAAGAGCUCGUGUAUUGCAGGAGCUACAGUUUGGACGAGCACUUGCUCGCCACCAGCGAUGUGGUGCAGGUUCGACAAGUGAAAUUUCACCCUGGGAGUGUCAGCGAUUCGCAUAUUUUAGUUUUAACGUCCGAUAAUAUGUUAAGGCUUUACCAAAUAGAAAAAAACGAAGCGAUCGACAUCAACAAAUUCCUAAUAGGAGAAAAACCGGGUGGAGUAUUUCCCGGAAGCAAAACCUCCUUCUUGGACAUGUACGGGGAAAUCGCUGUUGACUUCGACUUUGGUUUUCCAGAUAUAGUGCAAGAAAAACCCAUUUGGAAAGCCAUGGAAGAGCUGGGCAUCAGUAAAACCACAACUGGCUCUCAUCAAAACAUCAUACAAGUCAAAUCCAGACUUAAAGUGGUUCCAUCCAGUCCAAUUGAGCAAGAAAAGAAUAAGAAGAAUGGCAAAGAGGAAGAAGAGUUGGUGUGGCCAGUGUAUAUUUUAAGGGGGGAUUUUUCAGUUCUCUGCAUCAAUAUUGAUUUAAAUAAGCGUUAUAAACCAGUUGUUAAAUGUGUCUCCUCAGCGAAGCAGGAAUCUGGUGGUAAUGACGCUUGCUCUAUCAUCUGCUUAAAAACCACCCCUCAGAUCGUCUGUAUUGCCAGUGCAACGGGGUUGUUAACAAAUAGCGUUCUUCUUGAUGUAGAUAAAGAAGAACAAGAGAAGCUUAAAAAAUCGUCAGUUUCUUACACAAACAUACCGGAUAAGGAGCUGAUAGUCUUCGAAACAAUCGAAUUGGAAUUGGGCCUGGCACUAACCGAAGAUGAAGAAUCUGAAAAGUAUAAAUGCCCGAUUUUUCUACAUAGAGACGAGUCCAGAGUUUCCAGGUUUUUUGCUACGCACAGCGCCGGUGUGCAUACUAUUAGUAUUAACUGUGCCGAUGAGCUGCAUGAUUAUGUAUUUGGACCUGCAGAUACUGAUCCUACCUCAGAUAUAUUCAUAAAUCCCAGCUCAGCAGAGUAUCUGGUGUGCACCAAAACCACCAGCAGCACCAAAUCCAACCCCGUUAUGGGAUUUUCUUUAUACUACGAGCCCACAUCCAUAAUUACCCUCUUGGGGGAUGGCAGUGUCGUCACUUUAGGCAUUCUGGCUGCCCCGAUCGCUAAAAAAGACAAUCUGUUAGGACUGCACGGAGGAGAUGGAGAAAACGUACAAUCGCCUCUUAAAAAGAUGCUGAAUGAACCUUUUGAUCAGUACAUCCAGCAUAUUUUAAAAAAGGGGGCGAGCGGUCCUUUAUUGAAACUAUCGUCGACCACCAAUAACACUCCUGAGGAAACUUAUGACCUUUUACAAAGGGCCGCCCAAACUUUCAGGGAAGAACAUUUCCAAAAAUUCACCAAAGCCAGAGAAGAGUUGGAGAAGCGCGUAAACACCCUCAGCCUACUAAAGAGAGCCCAAAAGGAGGAACUUGAUAAACUCAACUCUUGUAAAGAGGAAUUGCGAGAAAAAGCGGAACAUUUAGCAGAAAAAUACGAAGAUAUCAAGGAUAAACAAGACGAAUUAAUUAAAAAAUGCGAGGAGUUGGUGAUGUUGGUGGCCAGAAAGAAGAGCGAACCGUCCGAUGCCGAGAAGAAGUUUAUGAAGGAGAUGCAGGUGUAUAGUGAGAAAUGCGUGUCUUAUCAGCUUGCUAUCGAUAAACUGAAAUCGAAGCAUAAAUAUCAGGAAAUUAAGAUCGCAAACUGGAAAUCUCAGGAGACCAAGAAGGUGCACACCAUCAGUGAAAUACAGGCAAACACCAUCAAAAGUAGCCUGGUGGAUUCGACUAAAAAAAUCAACGACAUGAUUAAGCAAGUUAACGAGUACAAGGCCCUCCUCUGUUUGAAGUAGUUUUUAAAAAACCAUUUUUGUUCGUUUAUUUUUGUACCUUUUUGUGUCAAUAAAACCAGAAAUUUGUCAA